Molecule: messenger RNA, 575 nt
Organism: Symbiodinium pilosum
Lineage: Eukaryota; Dinophyceae; Suessiales; Symbiodiniaceae
Source: the annotation of a GenBank genome assembly
GUUUCGGUGGUCCUUCGUACGCCAUCUUGGCCGAGAUCGGACCGACAUAUUGGCAGGUCUGAUGUCCAUGGUGGCAGAAGGCAGGCGAGAGAUUUGGGCUGCCGAGGUCGGCGUGUUCAUGGCAAACACAUCCUCUAAGCUGUUGGGUCUCUUCGAGAACCUCAGGCUCCUCCUUGUGGAUCCUUAUCACCUACAUACGGAGAAUCACACCGAGAAGCAUCAACAGUUCGAGGAAUUCUAUGUGUCCUCACGAUCUACCUUCUCCGCAGCCACCAAGGCCACUCAAGCCUACCGGCUCCGGGCGACCUUCGCACUUCAGAGCUCAGAGUCGCUUUCCUGGCUGAGGGAUGAUCUCGACUUUGUCUUCCUUGAUGGCGACCACCGCUAUGCGAGCGUGCGCAAGGAUAUCGAGGUCUUUUGGCCCCGUCUGCGCCCCCACGGAAUCCUUGCUGGCCACGAUUUCGCACCCACUUUCCCAGGAGUUGUGGAGGCCGUCACGGAAUUUGCGCUCGCAGAGGGCCUGGAGCUGCUACUUGCACCUGAGGUGUGGUGGAUCUUCAAGCCUGCACCGGAUG